GAAUCAGGUUGACUCAGUUCUCAGGUGCAGUUAAUUACGCUCAUUACAGAGAAGAAGCACACAUAUCGAAGCUUUUAUCGUUGUGGAAGUAAUCUUUUUAUUCAAGCAACAUUUUAAAUACUAACUUAGUAGCGUUUGGCUCUGUAACAGCUGAGAAGCUGAAACUCACGUGUUUUAGAGGAGAUGAUGGAGUUAUAUGCCAUGAGCCACAGGUGUUCAAACGAGCAGAUGUCUCUGGCCGAGAUGCUGGAGGUUCAGGAUCAUCCAGUGAGCGAGGAGCAGGCCUGGGCUCUGUGUUAUCAGCUCUGCUGCAUACUCUCUCAUCAGCCCGGUGAACAAACCCGGAGAGCAGCCGUGUGUCCCGCCGCGGAGGCGGUGCUGUUCUCCGGAGACGGCGGCGUCUCUCUGCGGCAGAGUACCGGCGAGACCGGGAAGAGUACAGGUCAUUCAUGUGUGAUAAAGACAGAGGAACAGGCUGUGGAGUUUGUGGGCCGUCUUGUGUACUUGAGUCUGGACUGGGGUCUGGAGACGCAGGUGGAGCGUGAAUUAAGCGAGACCUUGGAGAUCCUGGUGUGUCAGAUGACCAAAGUGAACCUCGGCUGCAAUCAGCCCAUCUGCAGCAUCGCUGACGUCAUCCACGUUUGUAAGCAGCGCCUGUACGAUCCGAGUCAGGCAGCUAAACACUACAGGAGCGUGUGUUCCAGUCUGUUCUCGCACACCGUUGAGUUGUGUCAGUGUCUGCAGAUCGUUCAGCAGUCCAGGAAGAGUCUGCAGAAACUAUUUGAAUCAGAGACCCAACUGGUUGCACAAGUGACCACAGACUGGGUGUCCUCAUGGAGGGAUCUGGUGGAUGAGUUGAGCAGAGGUGUGUUGCUGCGGCCGCUAGCAAAGAAACUGACUGUCAGCAAAUGCCCACAGCCUGCGGAGACCCCUCCGUUUAACCAGCUUCUGCGGGACAUCCAGUGCAGGCGCUACACGCUGCGGAAAGUUCAGCUAACUGAUGUAGGAGAUGGCCAAAGAAAACUAGACCCUCACCAGACUCUUCUAGAGUUCAUCCGCUCACGGCCAAAGUUGAGACCGGCGUCCGAGCGUAGGAUAAGCCUGAAGCCCAAAGAGCAGGUCAGUCUGCAUGAGUUGCUAAUGGAGGAGAUUCGCUCGACUGACCACUGCAAACGUCUGGCACACAACACAGAGCCGAACUAUAAAAAUGGCUUGACGAUUAAUGAAGCAGCUGAAGAGCGUUCUUUGCUGAAGUCCGCUUCUCACAGGAUACGCUCUAAUGAAGCUGUUGGUUCAGGAAGUGAUGCGCAGGAUGCCAGCUUCACAGUUACACAAUCUCUCUUAGACUUCAGACUCUGUGCAGGAAAGCGCCGGACCAGAUCUUUUGCUUGCAACCAGGAUCUCUUCAAAGUGGUGGAGAGCAGUAACAGGGGGUCUGUUCUCACAACGAUCGUUGACGUCAUGAAAAUGCACAGUUCUGAGGAGAAGGGAGAUGUGAAGGAUCUGUCGUGUGAGAGAUAUGGGGACUGGCGGGUUUGUUCUUGCUGUGCAAUGAGGAGCCUGUAUUUCACGUGGCAUAACGUCUGCUCUGUGUGUCAGAGGGUUGUGUGUCCCGGGUGUUGUCUAGAGAUGCGUCUGCCCUCCAAGCGCUGCGUGAACCUUCCUCUGAGCUUCUUCAAGCAAAUCGUGAUGAAAGAUGGCGAGCAAAGCCAGAGAAACUUCUGGAGCGAGCGCUGGUCCUGGAAUUCAGUCUGGAUUCCUCUGGUUCUGGUGUCGAGUGGCUCCAGCUCCAGCUCCCUUCACACUCAGGCCAUGCGUGGCUGGUACAGUCAGGACAUCUGUGUGCGCUGCCAGAAGGAUCUACUGCAGGCGUGCGACUCGCUGCCGUCCCGCUGUCCCGUCACGGACUCUCAGGAGAUCUGAACGCCUCCGUCUCAUCGCUCUGUCCUUUUAUCUCCUCCUUUAUUUAACUAUCCGUGGUGUUUGUGUGUUUUCCUUGUUGGGUUGGUUGUUCACAGUGUGGCACCUUGUUGGUUCUAGACGUAUGUUUUUCACCAGUUGCAGAGUUAGUUUUAAGGUUUUACUUCAUGAACAAAUGAAAUAAAUGUUGAAAAUUUUUACUAAGGUUUGUAUGCAUAUGGAGCGCACAGUGAUGAUGGCCUUCGCUGCAGUUUAAAGAAAUAUCAAAGGCAAACCCACAGUGAUGUUUCGCAUAGCUAAAAUAGUCCUCAACUACUUCAAUAAAAGUAUAAGACAAAUUAUACUUAUUCCAGUGAAUGUUUUGGUAUAGGAUUAUUUGGGAGUAUCACAUUUCAAUUAGAAGAACCAAAUUCUUCUUUUGCCAUUCUGUCAUGAGGGUCUUGAUUUCAUGCAAAUUUAAAAAAAAAAAUUUCCCUUCAAAAUAUAAAAAUAUUUGGAAAAAAAUACAUUUGUAGACACAUGAAAAAUAUUGUAGGGCUUGACUGAACCGUUCAGAGGACAAUAAUUUGUAACCUUAAUGAUUGUAGAGUUUGUAGUGAAAUUUAGUGAAUUGUAUUUAUUUAUUUUUAAACCGAACACCAUAUUAGUUGUGAAGUUCAGUCUGAUUUGGAUGUAAAAACAAAAUCAAUCUCGGAUCUCAAUUCACCAAACCAGUGGGAACAUGUUGCUUGGUUUGGUUUAGUGUUUGAGUUGAGUUUAAUUAACUGCAUGUGUACCCUGAAACCCAUA
This is a messenger RNA of Onychostoma macrolepis, 2709 nucleotides long. RefSeq lists its product as uncharacterized. Gene Ontology annotation, biological process: actin filament network formation; actin nucleation; cleavage furrow formation. Lineage: Eukaryota; Metazoa; Chordata; Actinopteri; Cypriniformes; Cyprinidae. Gene Ontology annotation, molecular function: actin binding. The record is from RefSeq and is a predicted model, not a curated record. The transcript is spliced from 16 exons. Bases 184 to 1923 code for a protein of 579 amino acids. Gene Ontology annotation, cellular component: cell cortex; cytoplasmic vesicle membrane.